CAGUAAUCUAAUACCACGGAACCCAAUCCUUUCCUUUCCGUACCAUCAUCACCGAUCCUCUCCCGUCCUGAAGAAACAGUCCACCCGCCAUGGUGUCUACCAAAGACGCAGAACUGCUCCGGCGGGACGUUCGUACUCGAGGAACCUCCCUGUCUGUCUCCGACAGGGAGCGCAUCGUCCGGUCCUAUCUGCCAGAGCCCUCGGAGCUACGUCGAACUCCACGCCGCAAGAGCGGACGGAAACAGAAGCCUACACCGAUUCGAAACUUCGUCAAGUCACAGCUGCACCUGCUGCUCUAUACCCUCAUUCAUAUUUGCUUUAGCAUCUACGUUCGUCUGACGCAGAGCUACCGUGCCGUCGUGGAUCGGAUCUUAGCUAUCCUGUACUAUCACCACCACACACCGGAGCUGAUUCAGAAGGAUGUCAAGGGAUUAAACCGUCUGCCAGAGCAUUUGAGCGUGGUGCUCUCGCUGCGGAAGCAGGAAGAUGCGCUGGAAGGGCUCAUGGAUGAAGUAGCAGAACUCGCGGCCUGGAGUGCAUGUGCUGGGAUUCCGACAUUGAGCAUCUAUGAGAAGAGCGGCAUCCUCAAGUCCUACAUACCAGUUCUGCACCAGGUCGUCACCAGUAAACUCGCUUCCUACUAUGGACCUCCUUCGCAUCAACCCACUCUCUUGGUCUUUGCUCCUCACCAUCCCGUCUACCGUCUGUCAGAUGUCGAAAGGAGCGAGAAUAAGCACAACCCUGCAACGUUGACUAUCCUCCUUCUUUCCGCCCCGGAUGGACGUGAGACGCUGGUCGACCUUACCAAGACCUUGACCGAGAUGGCGCAGAACGGCAAGCUCUCACCUGACGACAUCAGCACGGAACUGAUCGAUGCAGAGAUCAGUGAAAUCACGUCGCAGCCAACGCAAAACGGCGAUGACGGUCUGUUGCCGACUCCCAUCAUCUCACCAGAGCCAGACCUACUCUUGAUCUUCGGUCCUUAUGUGAAGCUGGAUGGAUAUCCACCAUGGCAGAUUCGUCUGACAGAGAUCUUCUGCACCGGCGACCGUAGCAGCAGCAUCACCGGUGGCCGGGACGCGGUCGAAUAUCAAGGCUUCCUGCGCGGGCUGUGUCGGUACGCGAGGGCCCAGAUGCGAUUCGGGCGGUAAUCAGAUAUUUCAUCUCUUUGCAUGAUGGAUUGGGAGGGGGAUUGGCAACAUCGCAUCUUGUGCCGAGAAUAUAUAUAUAUAAAUCUCCAUACGGACAUGCAUCUUGCUUUCCUUGUUCUCGAUUCUCCUUUGGGGGUGGUUCGAAAAUUAUAUACCACUCCUUCUGCUAGCAGUGUUUGGAAUGGCGCAUAGUUUUAUAGGGGAGACAAACCCACAUUUUUAAAUGGUGUAAAUCUAUCUUUAUUUUCUCUUUGUAUUAUAUGCAUCGAACUUGAAGUCGGUAUUUUUCUGAUUUGUUUGGGA
Paecilomyces variotii is the source of this 1454-nucleotide messenger RNA. RefSeq names its product putative undecaprenyl diphosphate synthase. Gene Ontology annotation, molecular function: ditrans,polycis-polyprenyl diphosphate synthase [(2E,6E)-farnesyl diphosphate specific] activity. The transcript is spliced from 2 exons. The record is from RefSeq and is a predicted model, not a curated record. Gene Ontology annotation, cellular component: dehydrodolichyl diphosphate synthase complex; endoplasmic reticulum membrane. Bases 90 to 1151 code for a protein of 353 amino acids. Lineage: Eukaryota; Fungi; Ascomycota; Eurotiomycetes; Eurotiales; Thermoascaceae.